AUGUCCGCUGACGUGCGAAACUACAGUUGCGGACUGGACGCGGGAGACCAUCCCCGUGCCAUAACUGCGGCACUGAAGAAUCUGGCUGGGCGUGGAGCAGACCUAUCAGACGUGCUGCUUUCUAUGCGCACAGCGACCAUCGAAGCCAAUGUCUACCACUACAACACCGCCAUCUCGACGUGCCAGGGGCCUCUGUGGCAGUCUGCAUUGCACUUGCUGCUCCGAAUGUCGCUGCACCUUGUCCCUGCUGAUGCCGUCAGCCAGAAUGCCGCAAUGGCAGCGGUGGGGCCUCUGUGGCAGCGGAGUGCCAACUUGUUCAGGGACAGCGACAAAGAAGGAGUUGCGUUCAACAGCAUGCUGUCUUCCUUGAGCAAGGUGGGCAACUGGGAGCUGGGACAGAGUGCCUUGAAGGAAAUGCGCUGCAGUCUCGUGCAAGCAGACCAUAUCAGUUUCACCGCCUGCCUUGAUGCCAGCGGCCGAGCAGACCAGUGGAGAAGGUCAUGGUUCCUGCUGAAAGAAUUGCAGACUUCGCUCCGUGCGGACGUGGUAGCCUGGAACUGUGCCAUCUCCAGUGGACGGGCCUGGCAAAGAGCGUUGGAAGUAGUAGCAGCCAUACCAUGGCAUGCACUGCAACCAGACACAGUCAGCUACGAUUCCGCCAUCAGCAGAUGCACCGGCAAGUGGCAGCACGCCUCAAGCCUGAUGGGCUCAUCGGGCCUCCGUGCUUCGCUUGUCACCUACCAUGCGGCCAUGACUGCCUUCGAGGCCCCUGGCUGGUGCUUUGCCCUCAAUUUUCUUCAAGGCAUCGGAAGUGAACGACUGCUGCCGGAGGUUCUGACGUACAACUCUGCUGCCGCUGCCUGUCAAAAGGCACUCCGAUGGCUCCAGGCAUCGGGAGUGUUGAGGAGCAUGUCCGUCUCAGGACUGCAGGGCGACUCUUAUACUUGCAGUGCUGUUCUCGGUGCCUGUCGAGACUCUUGGGCACUGGCCGUUGAACUAGUUUCCGGCAUGUGCCGGAGCGAUCUCCCUCCCAACGCAAUCGUAUUCAAUGCGUUGGCCAGUGCUUGCGGCCUGGCAGGUCAAUGGCAGCUUGCCCUGCGAUCCUUGGAUGCUGUGGGCGACUGCUUUACCUAUGCUGCAGCCAUCAGCGCGUGCGAGAAGGCACAUGAAUGGCAGCGGGCGCUUUGGCUCCUAUACCAGAUGCCGGGAGUGUGCCUCAAGGCGGAUGCCGUCUGCUUCGCGGCCGCCAUCAGCGCCUGUGAGAAGGGACAGCGUUGGCAGCAUGCAAUCCGUGUGUUUUCUGAAAUGAAAACUUACCGGCUUGAACCUGCUCUCAUGGCCUGCAACGCGCUAAUCAGCGCUCUGGAGAAGUGCAGCUGCUGGCAGCUUGCAUUAUCAUUGCUUAUCUCGGUCGGAAUGGACGCAGACAUCGUGACCUUCAAUGCCGCCCUGGGCGCCUGUGCCAAGGCUCAGCCUUGGCCGUUUGCCUUAGAAGUCUUCGACGGGAUGUCGGGUUCAAAACUACAGCCCGACGCCGUGAGCUACAACGUGGUGAUCGGGGCAUGCGAGAGAUCCUCCCACUGGGAAACAGUGCUGGCCCUUCUGCGUGAAGAGUCGAGUACCUUCGGCAAGAUGCUGGCAGACCUGUGCGCUCCGAGCUCUGGCACUAUCACCUCUCUGAUGGAUUUGGAGUUCAAGAGCAACAGCGACCUCUGUCACCUCAUCUGGCGCUUUGCGAAGCUCGCCCAAGCAGCACUCUUUGAUGUCGACAUCGGUUGUGUCACGAGGGCAGCUGCGACCGUGCUGGCAGCAGCCAUGCGUCGAGAUCUGGACUUGUCAGAGAUCAGCACAUUCCUGUGGUCUUUAGCAGUGCUCGGCGUGGACUCGGACGGCCCAGGGGUCCGGAGGUUGAUAUUGCAGCUCAGGCAGAGGCUGGCUGCAGGUCAAGAGAAGGUAUUGCCCCUGAAGUUGCUUGGCAACGUCAUUUGGGCGGUGGCGAUGAUGAAGGACUUGGAGCUUCUUGUCCUGCAGAAGGAGAUGGUUGCACGGUCCAAGAUGGACUUUUGGCAGACCCUGGAUUUUUCUUCUGCUGCACUAGAAGUCUUGUGGGCAUCUGCCUUUGUCCAGCGGCUGCCCAUUCAAGUUGAAGCCAGCCUAAGCGAGUCCGUCAGAAGAGUGGCUGGCGAACUGGACCGGCGGCCAUCGCCAGCCCUCUGGUCUCCUGCCGCUUCUUCCGGACGUCCCCAGUUAGACAGAGACUCGGAGUCUCCUCGCAUUCUGCGACGCUACUCCGACCGAGUCGUCGUGUAUAAACCUCCGGGCUGGCAGGUGGAUGAUGCUUUGGCAGACAGGCGUUGGCCACUCUCCUCUUGGCUACGCACAGCCCUUCGUGGGCAACAGAAUCUUCUGGAGGACCUUCAGCAUCGGCGAGGCUUUAUCCACCGCCUCGAUGUCCCCACAUCUGGGCUUCUCCUGGUGGGAACAAGCUAUUCUGCAUACUACGACAUGCAGCUCCAGCUUAUGACUCGCCGGAUGACGAGACAGUACCUCGUGCUCUGCCACGGCUGGCUUGGAGCGCGAACACAGAUCGAGGCCCGGAUCCACUCCCUCGAGGACGGACCCAGCUGGUAUCGGUCCAGCCGGAUUUCAAGCGUCGGCGGACGGCCGUCCGCGACCCUUCUGGAGCCGGUCGCAUACGCAACGAUGGAUGAGAAGGCUUUCACUCUGACCGACUUUCAGAUUGUUACAGGCAGAAGACACCAGAUUCGAGUCCACACGGCCCAUUGCGGAUACCCAACGAUGAGCGAUGCCAGAUACACGGCUGAAGCAACCUUCAAGGACGACUCGUCUCGAUGCGGCCGAAACUUUUUGCAUCGAUACCGCUUGAAGUUUGAGGUGGCAGACAUGGCACAGAGGUACCAAGAGGUGGAGGAGCAACUCCCACAAGAUCUUGCAAACGUCCUGGACUUGCUUGUCAACAUCAUUCGCUGCAAUUCGCGCAUCUCAUCGCUCAGCCGGGGCAGACGCUGGAGAGAGGGCUUGGAGCUCUGGGCUUCAUUGCCGGAGCAGGAUCUUCGGCCAGACACUUGGAGCCUCAACGCUGCCCUCGCUUGCGCCGGCUGCAGCGCCAGCAGCAGCUCCAGCAGCAGCUCCAGCUGGCCGGCGGUCCUGGCGCUGCUGGCGUUCGCCUCUGCCGAUACCAUCAGCUUCAAUCUCCUCCUCACGAGCCUUGCCAAGGAUGCUUUUCCAGCAUGGAAAGCAUCGAUGGCGGUGUUGGCAUUGCUGCCCCCGGCGAUGCUGCGUCCGCAGGCAGCGAGUCUGGGACCUUGCAUCAGCGCCAGUUCACGAGCAACGCGAUGGCAGCAGGCAGCCCAAGUCCUUCGUGUCUUUCGCGUGUCCAGCUUGGUGGACCUGGGUGCAUGCAACGCAGCCUUGGCCGGAUGUGCAGGAGCAGGGCGAUGGCAGCAGGCCUUCUGCGAGCUGGAAGCUCUCCUCAGCAGUGCUAUGCAGCCUGAUGCUGUGACGUUCAAUUCUUGCUUUAGUGCCUGCGAGACUGCCCGUGUUGGGCAACGAGCCUUGCAGUUGAUGCAGCGCAUGUGCAUGCUUGGCAUCCGACCAACUGCCAUCAGCAUUAACACAAUAGUCAGUGCCUGCGAGAAGGUGAGUGAGUGGAAGACCGCACUCGGACUGCUGGCUGAGCUGCCGGAGAUGAGUCUCCUACCGGAUAUCAUUAGCUAUAACGCCGCAAUCGGCGCGUGCUCCGAGAACUGGCAGCAGGCCGUCGCUCUCUUCCAGAGUCUGCUUUCAACGCGACUGUGUCCCGACCAGGUGACGCUGGGUGCUUUAAUAACCGCAUGUGCGAAUGCGGAGCAGCUUCCCACGAUUGAAACACUCCUGGAACAUAUGCGCCAACUUUGCUUGGAGGAGAACCUGGUUAUUUGCAACAGCUGCCUCAAGGCUUGCGACAAGGCAGGGGGACGGGCAUGGAAAAAAUCGCUCAUCUUCCUCGACUCUAUGACGUGUCUGGCUAUCCAAAAAGAUCUGCUCAGCUACGGCUCGGCGAUGAGAAGCUGCCAGAAAGCUUCGCAAUGGCAAGUGGCGUGCCACCUCUUCCAUGAAAGUGCUUCCAGCACCAGCAACCUAGUGCCCGAUGCUUUCAGCUAUGAAGCAGCGCUUACAGCCUAUGCUGCAGCUGGUAGGGCCUUGCAGACCGUAGCCUUGCUCUGGGGCCUCUCCAAUGUCCUGCGACUGCAAAACCUCCGCGAAAAAUCGCAAAGGAUUAAAGAAGUACUUCCUCUGAGAAAUGCAGUCUCUUCUCGGCUGUACACGCCUCGCCUGGCGACGUCCGUACUCACGGGCCUGGCUGCCGAAGAGAUCUUGCGCUGGAUGCAAGACGAGGAGCUCGAAGUCAACGUGUUUCACACAUCCGCGGUUCUGUCUGCUUGUUCCAGAAGCAAGCAGUGGCAGCUGGCACUGGACUUGCUGCAAUGCCAGAGUGUCAACGAAGUCGGAUUCAAUGCCUUUCUUGAUUCCUGCGAAAAGGCCGGGCAAAUGGACCUAGCCUUCAAAAUGUUUUCAAAGAUGUCAGCACGGUCUCUGCAGCCAGAUGUCAUAAGCUGCAACACGGCCAUGCGUGCAGCGAGCUCCUCCCGACACUGGCAGCUGGGACUCGCCUUCCUCGAUGGUGCUGAGGUCGACGUGAUCAGUUACACUUCAUGCAUGAACUGUUGCCAGGGGCACUUGUGGCAGGUUUCACUGGCUUUUUGGGAUCUGAUCCAAAUCGUAAACUUCGAGCCCAGCUCCAGGGCCUUCAACUCGGCCAUCCAUGCGCUUCGCGCAGAGUGGACAGUGGCUCACCAGAUUUUCCAAGAAAUGCUGUCAUCAGGGACGUCGGCGGAUCCGUUCACCUUGAGCUCUCUAGUCCACACAUCUUGGGAACUGUCUUUCAACGUCAGAAGCAUGGGACUUGCAGGGAUCGACGGGGCUGCAUGCAACGCACUUCUGGACAGCGGCCCUUGGACUGUGGGCUUGGAGAUUCUGGAGGAGAUGCAGCUAGAGAGGAUCUAUGUGGGGCGUGUCGGCUACACGGCCUUGGGACGAGCAAUUGGAUCUCUUCACUGGAGCCAGGGCGGGGCCCUCUUGUCGCAGAUGCGCCGAAUGGAGGUGCAGUCGGACAGCUUCUCCAGAAACUUGGCGAUUGGCCUUUCCGAAGAGGGUGACUGGCAAUCGGCCUGCUCGGCAUUGCGGGAUGUGGGAACUUCCCUGGUGCCAGAUGAAAUUGGUGUCAGCACGGCUCUCAGCACGUGCGAGCAGUCGUCGCAGUGGCGCUGGGCAGCACGGCUCUUCUCACACAUCGAAGCUGUGCCGAAGAUUGGGUCCAGAGUGGUUGCCAUCAAUGCGGCCCUCGGUGCUUUUGCAAAGAGCCUUCAAUGGGCCUGGGCAAUGUGCUUUCUACACCAGAUGCCUGAAGGCACUACCCGGCCCGAUGUGGUGUCACUCUCGACCUCCAUCAACGCCUGUGAGAAGAUUGGCUACUGGGGAGUAGCCCUCUUCAUAUUGACGGCUUUCAGAAGCGCACAGCUCAAGGACCCCGGUGCUGUCUUCGGCUUCAGCGCUGCGAUCAGUGCUUGCGAGAAGGGUCGGCAGUGGCGGCCUGCUUUGUCCACACUGAGCCGUUCGUUGCACAAUCGGGUGCAGCCCAGCGAGAUAUCCUUCUCUGCCGCCAUCAGCGCGUGUGAGAAAGGCCACGCGUGGAGGAUCUCCCUGCUGCUGCUCGAUGCCCUCGCACCAGCGAAGCUCCAGACGGGUGGCGUCAGUUUCGAUGCGGCCAUCAGCGCCUGCCAGAAAGGCGAAGCUGCAUCGCAUGGAAGUGGGCACAGUUUGGGUGCUGCUCUCACAGCCUGUGAGAGAAGUGGGAACUGGGAUGUGGCUUUGGAUGCCUGGCAGAGGAUGCAGAGCCAAUGCUUGUCAUCGGAUGAGACAAGCAUCAGUGCAAUUGUCAAUUCGUGUCGCAAUGGUGGUCGCUGGCAGCUGGCGUUGCAGAUCACCAGCUCAGGUUGCCUCCUGAGGACUGUGCGUCUGACCGUGAACGUUGAACAAGAUCCUGCUGACUUUCCUGUUACCUUUGCAGGUAGUUUGCCCUCGCACUUGCGCUCAGCGGGUGUGGGCGCCUGCGAAGCAUCGGAUGUGCCGGCAGAGAGCCUUGGUGUGAGCAUCAUGCUGAAAAUGAUAUGGUUUGCGCCCACUCCGGCCGCCGUCGCAGUCUUGGAGUAUCUGUCUGGACGGCAAGUGGAGGUAAACACGUUUCAUUACAACUCUGUCAUCUCGGCGUGCGGGGGGGACUGGGAGUUGGCGGUGCAGCUGCUGGAGCAAAUGAAGCACCGGACUGUGUCGCCAAGUGAAGUCAGCUAUGGUGCUGCAAUCAAGGCCUGCAGCAAAGGCAGACAGUGGCAGCAUGCGCUCGGAUUGUUGUUUGCAAUGGGGCUCGAACCCAACGUGGUCGUGUACACUGCUGCUAUUAGCUCAUUAGAGGCGAGAGCACAGUGGGAAAUUGCCAUUGCACUGCUUGGGCUCAUGUCCAUGCAGUCUCUCCGUGUGGACGUGACCUGCCUCAGUGCAGCCAUGCGGACUGCCAAGAAGAACUGGGAGAUUUCUUUGCAGCUUUUCGAGAGCAUCAUUCGGAAGGAACUGGUGCCGGACCUUAUCAGUUUCAACACUCUGAUCAGCUCGUGCGAAGAGCAGGGUCUUUGGAUGGAAUCAUUGAAGAUCCUGAAUUCGGCGUCUAGGUUCACUUUGCAUCCGAGCGCGGUGAGCUACAAUGCUGCAGUGGCCGUUCAACGAUCUGUGGCGAAGGUCAAAGACGGUCAAUAG
Symbiodinium sp. CCMP2592 is the source of this 6870-nucleotide messenger RNA. Lineage: Eukaryota; Dinophyceae; Suessiales; Symbiodiniaceae. The record is from the annotation of a GenBank genome assembly.